CCACCUCUUUAAUGACUGUUGAAACCUCAUUGAUCUUCCGAAUCUCUCACUCGAUCCUCCUCUCAUUCAAUUCAAUUCAUUUCAACCCUCAAAAACAACAACCUCUCUCUCUCUCUCUCUCUCUCUCUCUCUCUCUCUCACACACACACACACACACACACACACAAAAACACUACGGUAUAUAGAGAGAGCUAGCUAGUUGGAGUUGCAUGGAAUAGUGAGAAGCUCAUAACCAGCAGUUGGGUUGCUCAAAAAAUCUCUGUGUUACUCAUACUCAACUUCCAACUCUGAACCUAACCUGCUCCUACUUAUCAUUCUAUCCAUCCUUGCCAUUAGGCUAACUCCAGCGUUUUGAAUCCUUGAUCUAGCUAGGUUUCUACAACCAGGGAUUUACAUAAACAUCACAAGGAGUUCGAAAGAACCAAAAGUUUUUUAUCCUUCUACUUUUUGUGAGGAUGGGAUGGGUUUUGGGAUGUUGGGUUUUGGUGGGAAUUCUUGUAGGAUCAUUGUAUUGGUUUAAGGACCAGAACAAGAAAGAGAGGGAAAAUCAAAAGGGUCAAGUUCCAAAAGGGAAGUUAGGUUGGCCUUUCAUAGGAGAAACCCUUGACUUCAUUGCUUGUGGCUACACCUCUCGACCUGUCAGCUUCAUGGAAAAACGCAGAUCUCUGUAUGGAAAGGUGUUCAAGACUAACAUAUUGGGGACUCCUAUCAUAGUAUCCACGGAUGCUGAGGUGAACAAGGUGGUAAUGCAAAACCAUGGAAAUACUUUCAUUCCUGCUUAUCCGAAAUCAAUUACAGAACUGAUGGGAAAAUACUCCAUUCUCCAAACAAAUGGAAGCCUUCAUAAGAGAGUGCAUGGACUCAUCGCUGGUUUUCUGAAAUCACCACAGUUCAAAGCUCGAAUCACCACCGACAUCGAAAACUCAAUCAAACUCAACUUGGCUCUUUGGAGAGACAUGCAGUCUCCCAUUUACGUCCAAGAUGAAACCCAAAAGAUUACCUUUGAAGUACUGGUUAAAGUAUUAAUGAGCGUUAAUCCUGGUGAAGACUUAAACCUUCUCAAGAGAGAAUUUGAAGAGUACAUCAAAGGAUUAAUUUGCAUACCUAUCAAGCUCCCUGGAACAAGGCUAUAUAAAUCUCUCAAGGCUAGAGAGCGAUUGUUGAAGAUGGUGGGGAAGAUAUUAGACAUGAAAAAGGUAGCAAUGGAGAAUAUAAAUUGUCCUCAAAAUACAAUUCCAGUAAAAGAUGCAAUGGAUGUGCUGUUAGAAGGUGGUGACCAAAACAACGAGGCUCAAGGCCUGCCGUUGGAUUUCAUCACCGGAAAUAUAAUAGAGAUGAUGAUCCCAGGAGAGGAGACUGUUCCCAUGGCCAUGACCCUAGCCGUCAAAUUUCUAAGUGACAGCCCUGUGGCCUUAGACAAAUUACGGGAGGAGAACAUGGAAUUGAAGAGGCAGAAGAAGAAGAAGACUGAUUCCACGGAAAAUUAUGCAUGGACUGAUUACAUGUCCUUGCCAUUUACUCAAAAUGUGAUAAGUGAGACUCUUAGAAUGGCAAAUAUCAUCAAUGCUGUUUGGAGAAAAGCUCAAAGGGAUGUUGAAAUCAAAGGUUAUUUGAUACCAAAAGGAUGGUGUGUCUUGGCAUCUUUUACUUCUGUUCACAUGGAUGAAGAAAACUAUAAAAACCCAUACCAGUUUGAUCCUUGGAGAUGGGAGAAAUUAGAAGCUGCUGUAAACUACAACACUAGUUUUACACCCUUUGGUGGAGGACAGAGGCUGUGCCCUGGUUUGGAGCUAUCCAGGCUUGAAUUAUCAAUCUUUCUUCAUCAUCUUGUCACCAAUUAUAGAUGGGUUGCUGAGAAGGAUGACAUUGUUCACUUUCCAAUGGUCAAGAUGAAGAGGAAGUUGCCCAUUAAAGUCACGUCCAUAAACACUUAGAAAGUUAGUUUUAUCUGUACAAAUAGCAACCAGUUGAAUAAACAAAGAGUUACUAGGAUCACCCACACAUGCGCAUCACAAGCAUUAGUGGCCAGGACUAGCUUCCCGUCAUGCUGUCACAGGCAUGCACGACUGAUCCUAGCAUUUUUCCGAACUAUAAAAGACCAAUCAUGAAAUCUAACAAGCCCCCAUGUUAAGUGUAUUAUACUAUUAUAGGGUAGUUCUUGUGUCGCCAUCUUGUAAAUUGCAGGUGCUUUUGGGCCCUUUGGCUGGCUCCUUCUUCUUGGCCCUUGAAAAAUUGAAUGCAAUUAUACAA
Messenger RNA from Malus domestica (apple), 2250 nucleotides. RefSeq names its product 3-epi-6-deoxocathasterone 23-monooxygenase CYP90C1. Gene Ontology annotation, molecular function: iron ion binding; heme binding; oxidoreductase activity, acting on paired donors, with incorporation or reduction of molecular oxygen, NAD(P)H as one donor, and incorporation of one atom of oxygen. Gene Ontology annotation, biological process: brassinosteroid biosynthetic process; sterol metabolic process; multicellular organism development. The record is from RefSeq and is a predicted model, not a curated record. NCBI's taxonomy places the organism in Eukaryota, Viridiplantae, Streptophyta, Magnoliopsida, Rosales, Rosaceae.